Messenger RNA from Meira miltonrushii, 1123 nucleotides. RefSeq lists its product as uncharacterized. Gene Ontology annotation, molecular function: ATPase activator activity; protein-folding chaperone binding. The record is from RefSeq and is a predicted model, not a curated record. Gene Ontology annotation, biological process: positive regulation of ATP-dependent activity; protein folding. Gene Ontology annotation, cellular component: cytosol. Lineage: Eukaryota; Fungi; Basidiomycota; Exobasidiomycetes; Exobasidiales; Brachybasidiaceae. The transcript has a single exon. The coding region runs from base 27 to 1055 and encodes 342 amino acids.
UUCAUCAUCAUCUUUAUCUUGCCAAAAUGUCAAGCUGGAAUAAACAUUAUCAUUGGAAAACCAAAAAUGCAACACCUUGGACGAAAGAAUAUUUCACAAAGAAUCUUGUAGGAGCAACACAUGAACUUACGAAACCACAAAAAGGAAAUGUCAAGAUCGACUCUAUAUCCCAUUUUGAAGGUGAUGUUGAACUGGGAAAUCGUAAAGGAAGAUUGAUUACAAUUUAUGAUUGUCAAUUAACCUUGGACUGGUCAGGAAGAUUGGAAGAUGGUAAAAGUGAAGAAGGAACAGAAGCAAAAGGAACAAUCUCAUUCCCGGAAGUUUCACAUGAAGUUCAAGAUGAAGGAGAAGAAUACAAAUAUAGAGUCGAAAUGACAAGUGCUACUUCUGUAGCCACUCAAUCUAUGCUCGAAGCUGUUCGAUCACAUUUGGCACCUUCACUCUUGCCAUACUUUCACAAAUUUAGAGAUGAAUUGGUCGCGACACAUGCAAAGGACGUCGGUCAUGAAGGCUCGAAUGAAGGAACACCGACAGGUGGUAGUGGUGUGAGCACGCCAAAGGAUACUAGUGCAGCCCAAACCUCAUCAAACACAGCAGCCACAUCUACCUCCACCAGCAGUGCACCAAAGAAGGAAGAAUCAUCAAAAUUGAGCACGACAAAGGUGGAUGUUGAAUCCGAUCUAAGUAUUCGAAGUGAUGAUCUUUGGGACUUGCUCACAAAUCCAGGCAGAAUUCCAAUGUGGACUCGUGCACCUGCUCAACUAACUCUCAAUCCCGGAUCGACGUUCUCCUUAUUCAAUGGAAAUGUGACAGGAUCUAUUAUCAGUAUCGAACCCACCAACAAACUUGUACAAAAAUGGCGAGCUCCUCAAUGGCCUCCUAAUCAUUUUGGAACAUUGACAACAACGCUAGCACAAGGGGAAAGUUCUACAAAGCUUACUUUAACUCUUGAAGGAGUUCCGUUGGAAGAAGAAGAUCGUAGUCGUGAUGCUUUGGAUAGAUUUUAUAUUGCCGGUCUCAAAGGACUGGGAUUGGGAACGGGUUCUGUGAUGUAAUAGUGUCUUUAGAUGAAAUAGAUGUUAGCUAAAUGUACAGAAAAAUCAUAAACAAGCUUCAGUGUCCU